CCUCACCUUAAAUAUUUAUUCGACUGUAAACAUUGCAACAAAUUAGAAAAAUAACUCAGUGUUUAUCAUAAAUUCUGACGUUAAAUUAAUAAAAUUCACCUUUUCAAAAGUUUAAUUAUUUUAAAACCAAUUCGUUUGCUGUCAUUCGAGAUAAGAAUGAAUCAAAAAUGUAUUUUAAGAAAUCUCAAAAUAGGAGAAGCAAGAAAUCUGCCGGAUAUUAUUAUUGCUGGAUCAGAGAAGAAAACUAUCGGAAGAAGCAUGGAAACGAUGAUUGAAUCAAGUUUUGUUUCUCGAGAGCACCUUGUCAUAAAACCUAAAUUUGACGACAGUAUAGUUUUAAUUCGCUUCGUUGGAAAAAGUCCUGCAACACUCAAUGGAUUUGUUAUGAAUCCUGAUGAAGCUUAUGAGGCUGUGGAGGGUGACAUGAUAAAUCUCGUGUUUAACUCCGACUUUCAAUAUGAAGUAACUUUCCCAUCCUCAACAUCAAAUGGAAGUACAAAGAGACCAAGCCAAGAGGAAUUACUCAAAUCAAACAACAAACAAGUUAAGUCAGAAAAAGAUUCGUGGGAUUCGAUUGAGAAUGGAAAAUGCAUAAUUUUCACUUCCAAACUUGCUGAUGGAAGAUCUAAAAUAGCAGCUUACGAUAUGGAUAACACAAUAAUCAAAACAAUUAGUGGAAAUGUAUUUCCCAAAAACAUUGAUGACUGGCAGCUGAAUUACAACAAUAUUACAAAGAAGCUCAAGUCACUUCAUGAUAAUGGCUUUAAGAUUGUUAUUUUUACAAAUCAACGUGGCAUUGAGACAGGACAAACAACUGUAGAUGACAUGAAAAGAAAGCUUGCUUUGAUUCAACAGCGAUUAGAAGUUCCAUGUCAGUUCUUCAUGGCUACAGGUUCGACGAUAUUUCGUAAGCCUCGAAUCGGAAUGUGGGAAGCGUUAGAAACAUCUUUUAAUGAUGGAAUAAAGAUUGAUAGAAGUCAAUCUUUUUAUGUUGGUGAUGCUGCCGGAAGACCAGAAGUGAAAAUAACAAAAAGAAAAAAAGACCAUUCAUGUGCUGAUCGACUUUUCGCUAUUAAUAUCGGACUUUCUUUUUACACACCUGAAGAACAUUUUUUGAAUGCAAAAGAUACGCCAAAGCAUUGGAAUCGUCCACAGUUUAAUCCAACAUUAGUGACGAAUGAAAAUGGAAAUUUGAUCGAACCGGCUAAUACAAAACAUACCUCAGAUGAACUUGAAAUUAUUCUGUUGGUAGGCUUUCCAGGCAGUGGUAAAAGUUUCUUCUGUCGGGAAUAUUUAAAAAAAGCCGGUUAUGAGAUCAUCAACCGUGACACGUUGAAUACUGCUCAGAAAUGUAUUGCUGCAAUUGAAAGUUCUAUCAAAUUGAAAAAGAGUUGCGUUAUUGAUAACACAAAUCCUGAUCCCAUAAGUCGCAAACGAUUCAUUGACGAAGCUAGAAAACAUGGAAUUCCUAUUCGCUGCUUCAUUCUCAACGUCACUUACGAUCAAGCUAAGCACAACAAUAUCUUUAGAGCACUUACUGGUUCUGAUCAUCAGAAAAUUAACGAAAUGGUUUUCAACAUCUACAAGAAAAAAUACGUUGAACCAAACAUUAAAGAAGGAUUUGCGGAUAUUUUAAAAGUCAAUUUCAUUCCAAAGUUCAAAGAUAUCGAGCAGGAGAAGUUGUACAAAAUGUAUUUGGUUGAAAAAUAAAUAUGUUGUUUACUUUAAAAA
Messenger RNA from Clunio marinus, 1731 nucleotides. NCBI's taxonomy places the organism in Eukaryota, Metazoa, Arthropoda, Insecta, Diptera, Chironomidae. The record is from the annotation of a GenBank genome assembly.